Symbiodinium sp. CCMP2456 is the source of this 3843-nucleotide messenger RNA. NCBI's taxonomy places the organism in Eukaryota, Dinophyceae, Suessiales, Symbiodiniaceae. The record is from the annotation of a GenBank genome assembly.
AUGCCCUGGGAGACCUUGGGUGCGCCGAGUGCCAUUUUCGAGCUCCCAGGAAACAAGGAAUGUGCGGACUGCAAAGCCUACGGUCCGAACUGGGCAUCAUGGAACCUGGGAAUCCUGGUUUGCACAACCUGUUCCGGAGUGCAUCGACACCUCGGAGUUCACAUCUCGAAGGUCAAGUCUGCUACCAUGGACAAAUGGAAGGAGGAUCAGGCCGUCCCGUGCCUCACCAUCGGCAACGAGCGCUCCAACGCCUACUACGAGUACAAUGUCCCGGCCGGUGCCAAGUACCUCUGCAAGUCGCAAGCCGCCGCAGGCGACAAGAUCGACCCGGUGGAGGCCCGGAAGAUGGAGCGCUGGAUCCGUGCGAAGUACGAGACGAAGAAGUAUGCGCAACCGGGUGUCGAUCCGCCACAUGUCCGUUUGGCUCGAGGUGAGUCGUUGACCGGCGGCGCUGAGACCCAGGCGAAGCAGGAGAAGACCGAAGAGGUGGAUGCGUCUCCUCUGAGCGAGAAGAGCGACCAGGAUAGAAAGGAGAAAAAAGAGAAGAAGGAGAAGAAGGACAGCAGGAAGGAAGUCAAGGAAGGGAAGAAGGACAAGAAGGACAAGAAGAAAAACGCAGAGGACUCGCCUUCCAAAAGCUCGCCAAAGAAAGAGAGCAAAGGCAAAAGCCACGAAGCCUUUGUGGAAGCGGAGGCCUCCUUCGCGGCUUUGGGAAGCUGGGCGGCAGAUGCUUCGGCCAGUGCCUCGCCGGAGCGGAAGGAGAGGAAGAAGAGUCGAAAGAAGCGGCUGGCUUCCUCCACAGCCGAGGACGCUGGAUUCAACACGGGUGAAGGUUCUCCGUUCUCUCCGUCUCCCGCGACAUCGCCGGAGCAUCAAGCGCAUCCUGAUGGAGCUUUCGGUGGAGCCGGCUAUGAUGCGCAGACCGCUGGCUAUCCCGGCUACGACGGCUACGACUUGGGACAAACCUCCCAAGGGUACUCCAAUGGCCAUACGGCAGCAUGGGCUGAUUCGGGCGUUUCCCAGAUGGAGCCUUCGCCGGAGGCCGCAGACACGUCCUCCGAGCGCCGCGCGGCGCUGCAGACCUUGGCAGGUCUCUUCGUGCAGCCGGAAAGCUUCGUCCCAGGAGGUGUAGAGCUCUGUGCUCCGCACGGCUUUGACCUCCAGGCCGCGGAGUUCAACCCUUUCGCGUUGGCUCGGCCACGCCAUGGGGCAGGGGCCGGGCCAGGGCCAGCAGCAGGCUGGUUGCAUCCAAGCGAACCAGGAGGCUUCGGCACAGCGGACAUCUCGGCCGCGUCAGGCUGGAACGGCUCUUUGCCGACGGCAAGGACGGCAGCCUAUGAAAGUGCUGAGAAGGACGGACGGGAGGAGAUCGAACGCCAGGAGAUCGAACGCCUUCAGGCGGAGCUGGGCAAUCUGCGCGAGAUGAUGGCCGAGCUGCGCAAGGACCAGCAGCAAGUCAAAGAACACCAGGAGACCCUGGGCACCACACUCUCCAGCCUCAAAGACAAAGACAGGGAGGACGAGGUCCUGGAGUGGUGGGAGGCUUCGCCAGGCCCGAGCCCGGCCUCGCGUCUGACGCGGCCGGAGCCGACGGAGGUAGCUGCAGGACCUUUGCAGAUUCACGGGCAAAUUGAGAAGAUCCUCACGUUGCUUCAACGGCAGCAAGAGCAGCAGCAAGUGCUCCUGCACUCGCAGCGGAAGUUGGAGAGCAAGCAGCUCUACACGCCAUCUCCGGCCAGCCCUGGAACUGCUGCUGACUUUACCUGGGCCACGCAGGCUGCGAGUGAGACCGCCAGUCCCAGUGUCCCUGAUGAGCCUCCUGGAGGCCCCUGGGAGAUUGAUGCCACUGCCUUUGGCGACUAUGCUGCUACCUUCGCACGGCUCGACUUCAACCAGGACGGCUUCGUCGAGGGCGCGGACGCACGAAGUCACUUCGACCACUCCGGGCUCCAGCCGGUGGAUCUUGCUCAGAUCUGGGCCCUGGCAGAUGCAGGCCGUGAUGGGCGCUUGUCCCUGGCAGAGUUUGCGGUGGCUGCCACACUUGUUGACCGCCGGAGCAAAGGUGCCGAGCUUCCACCGUUCCUGCCGCCAUCACUGUUUGGAAGCGCAUCGCAGCUGGCAGAGGUCUCCUGGGACGUGACGCCUGAAGAGCGUGAAGGCUUGCAGCAGCUCUUCCUUUCUGCGCCCCGGGACGGCGGGUUCCUGGCUGCAGCAGAUGCAGGCCAAAUUCUGGAGAGGUCACAGCUGCCACGCUCAGAGCUUUCGCAGAUAUGGAGCCUAUCUGAUGUGGACGGUGACGGGUGCCUCCGUUUCGGCGAGUUCAUGUGCGCGAUGACUCUGGCAGAGAGGCGUCGCCAGGGUGCCGCCCUGCCCUCCUUGCUACCUGCGGCUUUGCAGGCCGUGUCCCUGGAAGACCUGCCUUCCAUAGGGCCUCGAGUGGCGGGCGACGUGGGUGCGCAAGACCGUGGAGACCGGCGCCUGGAGGAGGAGAGCAUUGGACCCAUCAAGCCAGCAGGCUCGGAUGAUGCACUCUGGGAGCCUUCGGCCGAAGAGCUCGGCGACUACAAGCAGCUCUUCCUGCGCCUGGUGGGCGACGCAGACGCCCUCCUCGGAGCCCAGGGAGGUAAGGAGGUGCUGGAGCGCAGCGGUCUCCCUCUGACGGAGCUGGCAGCCAUUUGGUACCUGGCCGAUGUGGACGGAGAUGGCGAGCUGGCCUUGUGCGAGUUCGCCUGUGCCAUGCACCUCACAGCCAGGCGUCGUGCCGGCGCUGUCCUGCCGGAGGAGCUGCCUUCACCUUUGACAAGGCUGGUGGCGGGCGCGGUGCAGUUUCCAGAGAUUGCAAAUCCGCUUCCUGCGGAAGAUGACUCCAGAUGGGCGAUCGAUCCGGAGCUUCUCAACCAGUAUCGGCAGAUCUUUGACGGCAUUGAGCGUAAGCAUGCCGACUCGCUGAGCGCAGUGGAAGCGCAGGAGGUUCUGCAGCGGUCGAGGCUUCCGAACCAGGAGCUGGAGGCGAUCUGGCAGCUCAGUGACGUGGACCAGGACGGAGAGCUGUGCUUCGAAGAGUUCGCUUGUGCGAUCCAUCUGGCAUCCUUGAGGAGAGAGGGCGAAGAGCUUCCGUCCCAGCUGCCGCCAGCGCUGGCAGCGAGCCUCGCCAACAGCGCAGGCGGAGAUAGCACAGACAUUUGGUCCCUCGAUCCGGUGGAGCUGCAGCGGUACAGCGAGCUCUUCGCAUCCCUUCCCAGGCAGGGCGAUGUACUUGCUGCUGAAGAUGCCAAGGAGGUUUUGGAGCGUUCCGGACUUCCGACGGAAGAGCUGCGCCAGAUUUGGAGGCUCGCCGACCGCGACGGGGACGGCGCCCUAGAUGCAGGGGAGUUCGCCCUAGCAGCAGCCCUGGCAGAUCGCCGGCGCCAGGGCUACAGCCUGCCAGACGUCCUCCCUCCGGAAAUGCUGCAGGCCCUCGGCUUCGGAGGCGAGUCCGACUGGGCCAUGGCAGCCGAGGAUCUGCAAAGAUACCGCGACAUCUUUCAGGGCCUCCCUCUCCAACGAGAUGGUCACCUGAAAACUCGCGAUGCUUGGCAGGUCCUGGAACGUUCUGGGCUCCCGAAAGAGGAGCUGUCGGCAGUACUGCGCCUCGUUCGCGGUGACAAGGAUGGGGCGCUGACCUUCAGUCAGUUUGCGUGCUCACUGCAUCUUCUGGCCCGCCGCCGCGCCGGCGCACUCCUGCCCUCGUCACUCCCGGAGGAGCUUGCUGCGUUGAGGGACCGGAGCAGGCCCGUUCGCCGAGCAAAAGCGGGGCUCUGGCAACUCGGCCCGGGCUUGUGGUGCGACGCCUUUCCGCUGUAG